AUGAGGGCCGGACACGAUGGCACUAUCAAGAAAGCUUCUACACUUUUUGCUGACCAUGUUCAAUCGAAGCGACCUCUGCAUCCAGAUCUCCGUCUAUGCAUAUUCACCGCCGCUGUGCGUAACGGUGGAGAAACGGCGUUCAACCAACUCAUGCAGAUCUUUGAGACUGCAGGAUUCCCAGAAGUUGAGCGAAACUGCAUUAUAGCACUUUCACAGACACAAGAUCCCAACCUUCUACAGAGGCUGUUUAAAUACGCCAUUCAUGACGGAAAAGCUCGCGCACAAGAUCACAUGCUGUUCUUCUAUGGCGCAAGCACUAGUAAGACAGGUCAAGCAUUCCUUUGGCAGUAUUUCAAGGAGAAUAUGGCUUACCUUGUUGAGAAGUUCGGUGGAGUAGGAUCCGGUCUAUUCCAGAGGUGUUUGAAAUUGUCUAUUGAGCGGCAAUGCACUGAAGAGUUUGCUCAAGAAGCUACGGAGGCUGUUCGUCUGAACCAGAAGUUGUUGAAGUCGAAUUUGGAGGAUAUUCAACAGUUCCUCAGUAAAGAAGGACUAUAG
Haemonchus placei is the source of this 555-nucleotide messenger RNA. The record is from the annotation of a GenBank genome assembly. NCBI's taxonomy places the organism in Eukaryota, Metazoa, Nematoda, Chromadorea, Rhabditida, Trichostrongylidae.